AUGCCACGCCGACGCCGCCCCCCUCGACCCGGUGCACUCGCGGAUCUCUCGCCAAUCCGCAUCCUCUCCCAGAUUGUCCUCCUGCAACUCGCGUACUAUGCAUGCGCCGGGAUCCUUAUUCUCUUCACUGCUCUGGUAGCGGGCAAGGAGGUCAGCCUGGAUCUUCUCUUCAACUGGCAGAGCCUGAGCGGAGAUACCACGGUUGGAUGGACAUUGGGCCUGGUCUGGAUGUUGAAUAGCCUCGCCUGUGCCAUUUUCAUACUGCUCCUCAUCGCCCGCUCCAAGCUCGUCCUUGACUUUGCCUUUACUGUGCACUUUAUACACUUGGUCGUCACCUCCUUAUACACGCACGCUAUACCCGCGAACCUCUUCUGGUGGGCAUUACAGAUAUGCAGCGCGACCCUCAUGACUUCCUUGGGUGUAUGGGCAUGCCAGUGGCGGGAACUGAGACCCAUCAACUUUGGAAGCAAGACGCCCGCGCGACCACAACCGCAACCGCAACCGGCGGCCGAAGAAGAGGGCGGCGAGUCUAGGGGCAGGGGCAGGGGUAGAGGGAGGGACGGCGCGGGGGAAUACGAAAUGGUUGGCAUGAAUGAAGGGGACAAUAACGUCUGA
This is a messenger RNA of Bipolaris oryzae ATCC 44560, 615 nucleotides long. RefSeq lists its product as uncharacterized. Gene Ontology annotation, cellular component: Golgi membrane; trans-Golgi network. The transcript is spliced from 2 exons. Gene Ontology annotation, biological process: Golgi to endosome transport; Golgi to plasma membrane protein transport; protein localization to Golgi apparatus. NCBI's taxonomy places the organism in Eukaryota, Fungi, Ascomycota, Dothideomycetes, Pleosporales, Pleosporaceae. The coding region runs from base 1 to 615 and encodes 204 amino acids. The record is from RefSeq and is a predicted model, not a curated record.